Messenger RNA from Fimicolochytrium jonesii, 2612 nucleotides. RefSeq lists its product as uncharacterized. Bases 253 to 2481 code for a protein of 742 amino acids. Gene Ontology annotation, molecular function: protein serine/threonine/tyrosine kinase activity. NCBI's taxonomy places the organism in Eukaryota, Fungi, Chytridiomycota, Chytridiomycetes, Spizellomycetales, Powellomycetaceae. The transcript has 4 exons. The record is from RefSeq and is a predicted model, not a curated record.
ACCACCCUGUAUCGCGAAUAAGCUGGGGGCUUGCUGCCUUUUACCCUCCAGUGACGUUCUUUCGGAUACCUGACAACGGUCCCAAGAUCGUGGUGCUGCCAUUUCGGCAAGCGGCAUAACCCGUCGCCACACUCUACCCUUAUCUCUGGUUACUUUUUGACGACCCCGCCAUCUGCUUCCAAGGAAAGCUGGUCUCGUUCGUGACGUCGCUCAGGUGCAGGAGAGAGUCCCAUCUCAAACUGGUUGCGUCCAAUGAGCUAUCAAGCUGGACACUUUGCGUCUCCUCAACACCUGGAACAGCGCUACAGCACCAGCCGCAUUCGGGAUCAGCAGCAACUCCAACAGCAGCACCAGACAUUGCAAACAUCCUGGGCGCCUUCCUCUUCGCUGCCGUCUCCUCAUAGGCGACCUGUGGAUCGGACUUCAACCCUCUCAGCCACUGCCGGCACGGAGCCACACUUUUCGCUCAACAGGCUGAAUCCUCUAGCCUACGAUAGUGGCGAGAAGCCACAUUACGCCAAAGCCACCGUCAGCAACAAGACCGGCAGUAGAGAAGACUUCACUGGGUGCCUGACCGCCAGCAGCUUGACACCGCACUCCCAGUAUCCGUCCCAGCUGGCCAUUCCGAGCCCUCGUAGUAGCAGCUUCACGGACUCCAAUCACGCGCCGUACUUCCUGUCACCCCAUUCCCAGACACACCUCCCUCAACCAGACGGUGCGAUCGCAGCUGCUGCCACUCGAAGGAAGUCGGUUAUAGGCGCCGGGUCAUUGCGCGGAGAGGCUACGAAAGCAGCAUCGUUCGAGAAUUUCCCACUCGCUCGCCCAACCGGCCGAUUGUCGACGCCACCAUCUGUUUCCCACCAACCUUACCACCGUACGUCAGAGCAGUCCUUACCUUCGCCGCUCUACCCCGCUAUAUCCUCUUCCAACCUGUCAAACCGUACUGCAGCCGCCGCAGCCGAGUCGGACAGCGACCUACACACUGUCAUGACGUCUCGGCCGAAUUCCGGGGGCGCCACGACUUGGCGGGCGAUAGCGAUGGGGCAGUCGAGUGCGCCCGUAGGUGGCGGGCCGAUUCCAACCUACCACAAACAGGGGAGCCGGCAGGAUAAUAGGUACUCUGGCGGAGGGCCACCUGGUUCAGCGAGAUCGACACGGCCUGUAUACCCAACCACCACGUCUGGUGCAAUUCCAUAUACCCAGCACCAGGAGCUAGCAGACCCAUCGAACGCACGAACAUAUCACGGAAACCAUCCGACUGAUCAGUACUCCGCCGCACCACCGCAGCAGCGGUCAAGUCAGCCUUCACCCUAUCACGCAAACCCGCAGUACGAUCGAGCAGCAGCAGAUUACGCCGCAUCAAACAACCAAAAUGCGAGAAAUGUAGCUCGACCUCUCGGCGCUGGCGCCAACGGAAAGAGCUUCCUGCCCGUUCCAAAUAGCCCGUCAUCGCCCGCGGUGCAAUCAGGCGAUCGUCCAGCGUACAAGAAGCCCAAUGGAUCAGCUACUAACAUUCGUGAGGACACGCAAAGACCACUGGCGUCGGAAACGGGUAGAAUGCUCUACGCACCUGUGAAAGAUGCUGCGACGUGGGAAACAGAUGGAAGUGCCACUUCGGGGCCGAAUGCUCCUAUCCAAAGACCGAUUGCGACGGGGGGGCGGGCAGCGGACGAUACCCUUUUACCUAUGGCAGCCGCUCACGGGUCGACGAGAACAAAUGUUGUCCAUAUGGUCGAUGGGAACCCACAAGGAGAGUACGAUUUGUCAAACAAACAGUCGUGGAACCAGAGGCAGGGUGAAGUCAAAGUGAUGGGAGGACGAGCGCCAGAUACUGGAUCCUGGCGAGUAUCUCUGACACAGAGCGGAAUCGAGCUCCAUCAGGGCCAGGGACAGAGGCAGGGACACGGGUACAAACCAAGCCAAUACGAGCAGGACGAUGGCCAACCGAAAGGACCCAUGCAGAACUAUCAGCAACACCCAUCCUACCAACCGCAACAACCUCAUCAACAACAACACCAGCAACAGUUACCACAAAUGAAGUCACAACCACCCACAACCUCUAACCAACGCUCAUGGCAACGUCUCGCCUCCGUCGGCGGCACCGCGCCACCGAGCAACAAAUACAACCGGCACUCCUACGCGAGCGGCUCCAAUGCUGCCACUGGACCAGGACCCACGGCCAAAUAUUCUGUGAAUGUGGACGAUAAGCAGCGGCAGAAAUCGGCGAAACCGGGUGGGAGACCUGUUGUUGGUGCGAAUGCGAAUAGUGGGGCGCCGGUGACAACUACCACGACCACCACCGGGUUGAAGGAUCUGAAGUUGCCUUUGUCGCCUGAAGCAACACUACAAUACUACAAAGAACUCCUCACAACCUACGAGCAACGCGAGAUCAUGGAGUAUCGCGAGAUCUAUUUCGCUGUGCAAUGUGCCUGGGGCGGGGACAAGUUCGAAGGAGGAGGGGGGUGGGGGUGGGAGUUUUAAUCAUGGCUACGACGACUCCCGCGGCGACUACUACCUCACCAAACACGACCACAUCAACUACCGCUACGAGAUCCUCUCCCUCCUCGGCAAAGGCUCCUUCGGCCAAGUCGUCCGCUGCUACGACCACAAAA